Molecule: messenger RNA, 1041 nt
Organism: Aspergillus wentii DTO 134E9
Lineage: Eukaryota; Fungi; Ascomycota; Eurotiomycetes; Eurotiales; Aspergillaceae
Product: eukaryotic translation initiation factor 3 subunit F
Exons: 3
Coding region: 1-1041 (346 amino acids)
Biological process (GO): translational initiation
Cellular component (GO): eukaryotic translation initiation factor 3 complex, eIF3m
Molecular function (GO): translation initiation factor activity; translation initiation factor binding; metallopeptidase activity
Source: RefSeq, a predicted model, not a curated record
AUGGCUGAAACCGAUUCCUUCCUUCACCUUGCUCGCCCUCUGGGCCCCAUGGCAGUGGGGUCUGCACCGACAACCGCCCCUCUGAAUGUUGGCAUCCAGCCUCAGGCCAUUUUCUCGAUCCUUGACCACUCUCUCCGUCGCAAUGCUGAUCAGGAGCGUGUCAUCGGAACCCUGCUAGGAACCAGAUCUGAGGAUGGAACCGAGGUGGAAAUUCGCAGCACCUUCGCUGUUGGACACACUGAGACGGCGGACCAGGUCGAGGUGGACAUGGAGUACCAGAAGCAGAUGUUGGCGUUGCACCUCAAGGCGAACCCGAAGGAGAUCCUGGUCGGUUGGUACGCCACUUCCUCCGAGUUGAACACUUUUUCCGCCUUGAUCCAGAACUUCUACAGUGGCCAGGGUGAUGGUACAUGGCCUCACCCGGCUGUCCACCUCACUGUGUCCACUGAGGCUGGAAAGGACAUUGAGACCCGGGCCUACAUCUCUGCUCCCGUUGGUGUGACCGCGGAGAGAGCCGCCGACAGUGCCGCCUUUAUCCCUGUUCCCUACGAGAUCCGAUAUGGCGAGCCCGAAAAGAGUGGAUUGGAGACCAUUGCUACCGCCAAAGAUGAAGAGAGCCGCGCUGCUAACAUCUUUACCGACAUUGAGGCCCUGGAGCGUGCGAUCGAGGAUGUGCUGGGCAUGAUUGACCGUGUUUCGAAAUACGUUGAGUCCGUCAUUGAUGAGGAGGCCCCAGCUUCGACAGCGUUGGGUCAGUUCCUUCUGAACGCUCUGGCCUUGGCGCCCAAGGUUGAGCCAGCUGACAUUGAGCGUGACUUCAACAACCACAUCCAGGAUGUUUUGGUCGUUUCUUACCUGGCCAACACCAUUCGCACACAGAUGGAUCUGUCCAACCGGCUAGCAACUGCCCAGUUGACUCUGGGUGGCGGAGAGUCCGGUGCCACUGGCGAGGGCCAGAAAGGAGGCCAACGAGGCGGCAAGGGAGGCCGUGGAGGGCAACAGCGCACUCAAGAACGAAGCGGCGAGGAAGCCCGUGCUUAA